GAUUGAUGGUCACAUGCUGUCAGACACAAACACCUGUGAUACUUCCUUCAGGUAAUUUCUGCAGUAAAGACCCACAGAUCUGUAAAAAAUGCCCUUCGAGUACCUACUCCAGCACAUAUGGACGGCCGUACUGUGAGCUCUGCAGAGUAUGUGAAGGCUAUUUCAGGUAUAAGAAGCCUUGCACCCCCACCAGCAAUGCCGAGUGCGACUGCGUCGAGGGAUUCCACUGCUGGGGGGUAGAUUGUGAAAUGUGCGAAGAGGACUGCAAGCCGGGCCAAGAGUUAACAGAGCAGGGUUGCAAAAAUUGUGGCUUUGGAAUGUUUAAUGAUCAGAGCGCUAUUGGCACCUGUCGACCCUGGACAAACUGUUCCCUAGAUGGAAAGUCUGUGCUUAAGAAUGGGACCGAGAAGUCAGAUGUGGUCUGUGGACCCAGUCUGGUCAGCCUUCCUCCAGGUACCUCCCUCCCUUCCAUUCCUACUCCGGAGAAAAUAUCAGGAGAACGCCCCGUGAAUAUCCUUACCUUGUUCCUGGCGCUGACAACGGCUGUGCUGCUGUUCCUGCUCGUUGUCGUCUUUGGGCUCUCCAUGGCCAGAUGGAUCAGGAAGAAAUCCCUCUAUGUAUUCAAGCAACCACUUAAGAUGGCGGUUCAAAUGGCUCAAGAGGAAGACGCUUGUAGCUGCCGAUUUCCGCAGGAAGAGGAAGGAGGAAGCUAUGAGCUGUGAUGUGCGGUCCUGUAGCACAAGGGAUCCCCGAACCCUGACCUCAAACACCACCCCAGAUAAUGUGUAGGCAUGCACCCCAUCCAAACCUCUUCUAAUGCUAAUACUGUAUUU
Messenger RNA from Acomys russatus (golden spiny mouse), 833 nucleotides. It is a transcript of the gene Tnfrsf9, whose product is annotated as TNF receptor superfamily member 9. NCBI's taxonomy places the organism in Eukaryota, Metazoa, Chordata, Mammalia, Rodentia, Muridae. Gene Ontology annotation, cellular component: external side of plasma membrane. The record is from RefSeq and is a predicted model, not a curated record. Gene Ontology annotation, biological process: negative regulation of cell population proliferation; apoptotic process. Bases 6 to 722 code for a protein of 238 amino acids. Gene Ontology annotation, molecular function: signaling receptor activity; cytokine binding. The transcript is spliced from 6 exons.